Messenger RNA from Brassicogethes aeneus, 654 nucleotides. NCBI's taxonomy places the organism in Eukaryota, Metazoa, Arthropoda, Insecta, Coleoptera, Nitidulidae. The record is from the annotation of a GenBank genome assembly.
AUGAUUAGCCAGUUGGCUAAAGAACUCGAAAAACACAUUGAGCAAAAUACAAAGAGGGAGAUCAAGACCCUAUCGACAGAACUCACAAGGCAGGUGGAGACUAUAAAUAGAGUCACGAUUCAAAGGUGGCUGGAGACACAUAGACUAGAGGACAUCCCCAAACUAACUUUCGACGUAGAUACCCAAACCACGGUCACCCAACUCAUUCAAACCGAAGAAGAAGAUGAAGACCAUGACAUCGUGUACGUCCGUAAACCAACAAACGAGUACAUAGAACAGAAACAGGGACUGGCCAGCCCAAAGCUGGACCAGGUGACAGAACUGGUAGCCUCGCUGAGCUCCUUCAUCAAGGACAACAAGAACGUACAUGUCAAGGUCAAGGAGCUGACUCAAGAAAUAGAUUCAGUUAUGUCGUCAGUACGCGAGGAACAUACAAACAACAGCAUCAAACUAAUAGAAAAAGAAAGACUUUACAAACAGACAAUAAGAGAACUGAAAACGAGGACUAAGUGUACGAAGUGUGAAAAAGAAAAAUUCCUACUGGAAACAAAGAUUGAGGACUACAGGGAAUAUGCGGAAAUAGCAAAAAGAGAAUGGGACCUUAAAUCCUACAAGGUAACAACGAUAGAAAAGGACGACCCAUUAAAGAGUUAA